Messenger RNA from Colletotrichum navitas, 2250 nucleotides. RefSeq names its product neutral/alkaline non-lysosomal ceramidase. The record is from RefSeq and is a predicted model, not a curated record. Gene Ontology annotation, molecular function: N-acylsphingosine amidohydrolase activity. Bases 1 to 2250 code for a protein of 749 amino acids. Gene Ontology annotation, cellular component: extracellular region. Gene Ontology annotation, biological process: ceramide catabolic process; sphingosine biosynthetic process; long-chain fatty acid biosynthetic process. Lineage: Eukaryota; Fungi; Ascomycota; Sordariomycetes; Glomerellales; Glomerellaceae. The transcript has 4 exons.
AUGCCACGGCGCUCCUUGUUCGCCGUGUUUGCCCUCGUUUCGUUUGUGCUUCUGGUCACCAUUGGCCUCGCCACGCGCGGAUCCCACCAGGGCCCCAAUUUGCGGUUUGAGCGCAGCGACGAUGGGAAAUGGCAUGCCAAGGCCAAGGCCAAGACCCGUGCCGCGCCCGCUGGCGACAAGUACCUCGUCGGGGCCGGCAAGGCCGACAUCACCGGCCCCGUCGUUGAGAUUGGGUUCGCCGGCUACGCGGACCUGUCCCAGGUGGGCACAGGGCUGCGCCAGCGCAUCCACAGCCGCGCCUUCAUCGUCGGAGACGUCAACAACCCGAGCGAUCGGUUCGUGUACCUCGUCAUGGAUACGCAGAGCGGCGACACGGCAGUCCGGAAAGGUAUCAUCGAAGGCGUGCAAGCGCUUGGGUCCGAGUACUCCGUCUACAACAAGAACAACAUCGCCGUGACAGGCACCCAUAGCCAUGCCGGGCCGGGCGCAUGGUUCAACUACCUCCUCCCGCAGAUCACCAGUCUGGGUUUCGACAAGCAAAGCUACCAGGCCGUCGUCGACGGCGCCGUGCUCUCCAUCAAGAAGGCCCAUGAGUCCCUGACCGAGGGUUACCUCGACGUGGGCACCGCCGAAGUCACCGACGGCGCCAUCAACCGCAGCCUCUGGGCCUAUCUCGCCAACCCCGAGGCUGAGAGGGCCAAGUAUAGCUCCAGCACCGACACGACCAUUACCCUCCUCCGCCUGCAGCGCGCCUCGGAUGGCAAGAACAUUGGCCUGCUGACGUGGUACCCGGUGCACGGCACCUCGAUCCUGCAGAACAACACGCACGUGGCCGGCGAUAACAAGGGCGUCGCGGCGUACCUCUUGGAGAAGGACCUCGCGGGCGACGCGAGCGCCGCGCCAGGCUUCGUGGCCGGGUUCAGCCAGGCCAACGUCGGCGACACGACGCCGAACGUGCUCGGCGCCUGGUGCGACGACGGGAGCGGUCAGCAGUGCAGUCUGGAGAACAGCACGUGUGCCGACGGCAAGAGUCAGUCGUGCCACGGCCGUGGGCCCGCCUUUGACAAGUUGGACCUGGGCAUCUCGAGCUGCUACGAGAUUGGGAGACGGCAGUAUGCCGGUGCCAAGUCGGGCUAUGAUGCCCUGGAGUCUUCCUCGACCCCGAUCGUUGGCACGAGCGUCAAGUCCUUCCACUUCUUCCACGACAUGUCCUUUUACAACUUCACCCGCGCCGACGGCACCGUGGGCCAGACGUGCCCCGCGGCGCUGGGUUACUCCUUCGCCGCGGGCACGUCGGACGGCCCCGGCGCGUUCGACUUCACGCAGGCCGACUCGGGCAAGCCGGACGCCAGCCCGCUGUGGGCGGUCGUCUCGGGCCUCCUGCGCGCGCCGACGGCCGAGCAGGCCGCCUGCCAGCAGCCGAAGCCGGUGCUGUUGGACGUCGGCGAGUUGAGCGUGCCCUACUCCUGGAGCCCCAACAUCGUCGACAUACAGAUGCUCCGCGUCGGGCAGCUGGUGAUCGUCGUCGCGCCGGGGGAAGCGACGACGAUGUCCGGACGGCGGUGGAAGGACGCCGUCAAGGAGGCUGCCAGGACCAUUGUGGACGACGAGCCUCUCGUCGUGCUCGGUGGCCCGGCCAACACCUAUUCCCACUACAUCGCUACACCUGAAGAAUACGGUAUCCAGCGCUACGAGGGCGCGUCUACCCUCUUCGGGCCCAACACGCUGCCGGCCUACAUCAACCUCACCGUCUCCAACAUCGGCUACCUCGCGCCCGCCUCGACGUCCACCCCGCCCGACGGGCCCUCGCCACCAGACAACCGCGGCAACUCGCUAUCCUUCAUAACGGGGGUCGUCCAGGACGGGGCGCCGAUCGGAAAGUCCUUUGGCCAGGUGCUCACGCAGCCGGCAGCGUCGUACUCGCGCGGCGCCGUCGUCAACGCGACGUUCCAGGCGGCCAACCCGCGCAACAACCUCCGGCUUGAGGGCACCUACACGGCGGUCGAGCAGCUCGGGGCCGACGGGCAGUGGACGCAGGUGCGCAACGACAACGACUGGUUCCUCGUGUACACGUGGAAGCGGACGAACUGGCUGCUGGGCUACAGCGAGGUCGUGAUCAGCUGGGAGACGGGCGCGGACGACGGGGCCGCGCCGGGGACCUACCGGUUCAAGUACUACGGCGACUCGAAGCCGCUGAUCGGAAGCAUCAGUGCGUUCGAGGGGACGAGCGGGAACUUCACGUUGGUUUAG